Mizuhopecten yessoensis (Yesso scallop) is the source of this 3384-nucleotide messenger RNA. RefSeq lists its product as uncharacterized. Gene Ontology annotation, biological process: DNA integration. Bases 1 to 3384 code for a protein of 1127 amino acids. The record is from RefSeq and is a predicted model, not a curated record. Gene Ontology annotation, molecular function: nucleic acid binding. The transcript has 2 exons. NCBI's taxonomy places the organism in Eukaryota, Metazoa, Mollusca, Bivalvia, Pectinida, Pectinidae.
AUGGAUGGAACAGUGAAACAUGACUUGCCAAUCAUUACAGAGUGCAACCAGAUUCCUGACGAGAAAGAAGAGAUUCCUACUCCAGACAUUGCUUACAAUCAUUUACAUCUUAGGGACAUUGCCAGUGAGAUUCACGAGUUUGACUCGAAAUGUCUCAUUACCCUACUGAUAGGAAGAGACUUGGUGGAGGCUCAUCAUGUCCACGACCAACGAAUUGGUCCGAAGGGUUCUCCCUAUGAGUUCAAAAAGGAUUCGGAAGGUAAUUUGACCGCACCACUUCCAUUCCGGUCACCACGACAACGAUUAUCCAACAAUAGAGGACAGGCUUUAAAAAGAGCCAAGAUACUCCACACCAGUCUGGAAAGGAACCCUGUGAAGAAGGAACACUUCACCACAUUCAUGAAAGGGAUAAUUGAAAACGGACAUGCAGAUGUUGCCACUACGAUAGACCCACAAGCAGAGUGUUGGUAUCUUCCACUCUUUGGUGUUUACCACCCAAAGAAAAAAGACAAAAUCCGUGGGGUAUUUGACUCAUCAGCAGUAUAUGAUGGAGUAUCCCUCAACAACGUCCUCCUCAAAGGACCUGACCUCACGAACAGCUUGAUUGGGGUUUUGAUGAGAUUCCGACAGGGAGCUGUUGCCGUAAGCGGUGACAUUGAAAGUAUGUUUUAUUGCUUUUCUGUGCAUGAGGAUCACAGGAACUUCUUGAGGUUCUUUUGGUAUCAGGAUAAUGACCCUUCUAAACAGCUCAUCGAAUACCGAAUGCGCAAACAUGUGUUUGGUAACCGACCCUCGCCUGCUGUAGCUACCUUAAGGAAGGUAGUAGAGGAUGCCUCAGAUGACAUCAAGGAAUUUGUUCAAAAGAACUUCUAUGUCGAUGAUGGGCUGACAUCAUGUGAGGAUGUAGAUUCAGCUGUCUCUUUGAUGAAAAGAACCCAACAGACCCUCAAAGAAAAUGGCAGUAUUAGGCUGCAUAAAAUUGCAUCAAACAAUCAAGAGGUUCUUGAUGCAUUCAAUUCAGAGGAUAUUGCGAAGGAUAUAAGCGGUAUAGACAUACAGCAAGAAAAGGCCCCUCUCCAGAGAAGUCUAGGUCUCCAAUGGGACCUCAGGAAUGACUCAUUUACCUUCCAAAUAGACUUUGAGGAUAAACCUUACACAAGACGCGGAGUUUUGGCUACUAUAAACAGUUUAUAUGACCCAUUGGGCUUUGCUGCACCAGUAACAAUAAAGGGAAAAGUCUUACUCCGCAAUAUGAUGUCAUCUACCACUGACUGGGAUGAGUCUUUAUCAGAAGACUUCAAAUCAGAUUGGAAUAUGUGGCAGAGAAGCCUGCAUGACCUGGAAUCUGUGAAAAUUCCCAGGCCAUACAACAUCCUUAAAAAGGAGGAGGUAGUGAAAAAAGGAUUACACGUCUUUUGUGACGCAUCUGAAAAAGCUGUAGCAGCUGUCGCUUUCCUUAAAGCAGAAGAUUCUGAAAACAACAUCCAAUUUGGGUUUGUACUUGGGAAAUCAAGAGUUGCUCCUAAGCAGGGUCAUACUAUACCUCGCCUGGAGUUAUGCGCCGCAUUGUUGGCUGUAGAAGUAGCGGAAAUAGUAUCUCAGGAAUUGGACAUGCCACCUCAGGGCAUCACAUAUUACACAGAUAGUAAAGUAGUACUUGGCUACCUCAACAACAAAACCAGAAGGUUCUACGUAUACGUCACAAAUCGUGUUGAGAGGAUUCUGAAGUUCUCUGAACCUCAUCAGUGGCAUUAUGUACGUACCGGUAACAAUCCAGCGGAUCAUGGAACCCGCUUCGUUCCGCCAGCUUUACUGUGUGACUGCUCCUGGAUUGGGGGACCUCAACUUCUCUUUUCAAAUGAAUUGGAGCUCGAGAGUACCGAUCCUGGCAAAUUUGCUCUCAUUAACCCCCAACACGACAAAGAGGUACGGUCUGAACAGAUCUGUACUAUGAAGUCAAGUCUGGAAGUACAUAGUCAGAAGCUGUGGCUUACUGCCGAGAAAAUUAAAAGGUUCUCUUUAUUGUCCAGUAUUUUUCGAGCCGUAUCGUUCCUUCAAAACUUUGCUGCCAGAUCAGGGUCUGACAAGAACAACAAACACGCAGAGGCAGUUGUCAUACAUCAGGUACAAAAGGACGUCUUUAGAAAAGACUUUGAGUGUCUGAAGAAAGGAAAACCUCUUAAUAAAGACAGCUCUCUGCUUUCUCUUUCACCAGUUCUAAACCAAGACAAUCUGUUAUGUGUCGGAGGGAGAUUGCGGAGAACUGCCAUUCCUGUUCAAAUGAAGAGUCCCAUCUUAAUACCAGGAAAACACCAUUUUGCCACCCUGCUUGUCCGCCAUUAUCAUGAGAAAGUCUGUCAUCAGGGACGACACUUGACAGAAGGUGCUGUAAGAGAGGCAGGCUACUGGAUUGCAGGUGGGAAACGUCUUGUCUCAUCAAUCAUUCACUCAUGCGUUACUUGCCGUAAGUCCAGGGGUAAGCUAAGUGUUCAAAAGAUGUCCGACCUACCUACAGAGAGACUUGAACCAGUACCUCCUUUUACUUCAGUCGGUGUUGACUGCUUUGGACCAUGGCAGAUAGUCACACGUAAGACAAGAGGUGGCCAGGCAAAUAGCAAGAGAUGGGCUGUCUUGUUCACUUGUCUCACUUCAAGGGCAGUUCAUAUUGAGGUAAUAGAAGAAAUGAGUACUUCGUCAUUCAUCAACGCCCUUCGCCGCUUCAUAUCUAUCAGAGGAAAGGGCAAAGUGUUCAGGUCUGACAGGGGUACAAACUUUGUAGGAUCUAUGGAAAAGCUUGGUGGAAUCAACGUUGAGAACGAGUCUGUAAGGAAAUGUCUCCUUGAGGAUGGUUGCAGAUGGAUCUUCAACCCCCCCCCCCCCCCACAUGCCUCCCACAUGGGUGGUGUGUGGGAGCGGAUGAUAGGGGUUACAAGAAGGAUCAUUGAUGCUUUACUUCUGGAUAGUAGACGGGGCGUUCUCACACAUGAGGUCCUUACUACCUUUCUUGCCGAAGUGACAGCUAUCGUCAAUUCGCGACCACUAGUGCCACUGAGUUCUGAUCCUCAAGAUCCCUAUCCUCUUAGUCCAUCUCUGAUUCUCACUCACAAGAGUGAUUCAGUCACCGACAUAAUCAUUCCAGCUGAUACUAGAAACAUGUAUAGAGCUCAUUUGAAGAUGGUUCAGUGUCUAUCUGAUAUGUUCUGGAAAAGAUGGAGGAUGGAAUUUCUGCAGAGUCUACAAGGACGACGGAAAUGGCACCAGGAUCAGAGGAACUUUCGUGUGUCAGAUGUUGUCUUGUUAAGAGACAAAGUGCGCGCAACUACUGGCCGAUGGGCAUUGUUACCAGAGUGUUCCCCAGCGAGGAUGGCAAAAUUCGUACGGUAG